This is a messenger RNA of Eruca vesicaria subsp. sativa (arugula), 324 nucleotides long. NCBI's taxonomy places the organism in Eukaryota, Viridiplantae, Streptophyta, Magnoliopsida, Brassicales, Brassicaceae. The record is from the annotation of a GenBank genome assembly.
AUGGAUAACACCGACCGUCGUCGCCGUCGUAAGCAACACAAAGUCACUCUCCAUGACUCUGAAGAAGUGAGCAGUAUUGAAUGGGAGUUUAUCAAUAUGACAGAACAAGAAGAAGAUCUCAUCUUUCGAAUGCAUAGACUUGUCGGUGAUAGGUGGGAUUUAAUAGCAGGGAGAGUACCAGGAAGACAGCCAGAAGAGAUAGAGAGAUAUUGGAUAAUGAGAAACAGUGAUGGCUUUGCUGAGAAACGACGCCAACUUCGUCACUCCUCUUCUCACAAAAAUCCGAAACCUCAUCGUCCACGUUUUUCUAUUUAUCCUUCUUAG